Molecule: messenger RNA, 2103 nt
Organism: Cuscuta epithymum
Lineage: Eukaryota; Viridiplantae; Streptophyta; Magnoliopsida; Solanales; Convolvulaceae
Source: the annotation of a GenBank genome assembly
UGCAGCUUAUAUUUACGUACGCAUUUUGGUUUCUCUAUAUAAACAACCCCUCAAACCUGGUUUUAUCUCCCCAUAGAACUCCUUCACGAGUAAAGUUAAGCCGAUUGCAUAGUGUGUGUUUGUUUGUCUCUCGACCGGAAUGGAGGGUGGUCCGCAUAAAGCAGACAAAGCGGAAUUCUCAGAAUGUUGGAGUUCUUUGUGGAGGACGCCGUACAUUAUGCGGCUUGCCCUGUCUGCUGGAAUUGGUGGCUUUCUCUUCGGUUAUGAUACUGGUGUUAUUUCGGGUGCUUUGCUAUACAUUCGGGACGACUUUAGAGCCGUUCAGAAGCACACAUGGCUACAGGAAAUGAUUGUGAGUAUGGCAGUGGCAGGUGCUGUUGUGGGUGCUGGAUUUGGUGGAUGGAUGAACGACAAGUUUGGACGAAAAGUGGCAAUUAUGGUAGCUGAUGUGUUGUUCUUUAUUGGAGCAUUAAUGAUGGCUCUUUCCCCAACUCCAUGGCUUAUAAUCGUGGCAAGAGUGUUGGUCGGUCUAGGAGUUGGAAUGGCUUCCAUGACCGCACCGCUUUAUAUCUCUGAGGCCUCUCCCGCUAAAAUUAGAGGCGCACUAGUCAGUGCUAAUGGCCUGCUAAUCACUGGUGGACAGUUUCUGUCCUAUCUUAUCAACUUAGCAUUCACCAGGGUUCCAGGCACAUGGCGUUGGAUGCUCGGGGUAGCAGCAGUUCCUGCUUUUGUUCAGUUCAUAUUAAUGAUUUUUCUCCCUGAAUCACCUAGAUGGCUUUAUGGGCAGGACAAAGUAGAAGAAGCCCGGACGAUUCUGGAGAAGAUCUAUCCUGCUAACGAAGUAGAACAAGAACUGAUGGCUUUGCAUGAAUCUGUUGUGCACGAGAAGGCAGAAGCAAAAGCCAUAGGAGAUAACAUAAUUGCCAAAUUAAGGAGUGCUUGGGGGAACACUGUCGUUCGCAGGGGACUAUAUGCGGGAAUAACAGUUCAAGUGGCUCAGCAAUUUGUUGGAAUCAAUACAGUCAUGUAUUACAGCCCGACAAUUGUGCAACUAGCUGGUUUUGCCUCAAAUCGGACUGCUCUAACGCUCUCCCUCAUCACAUCUGGUCUCAAUGCCUUUGGAUCUAUUGUUAGUAUGUGCUUUGUUGACAGGUAUGGGAGGAGGAGGUUGAUGAUCAUCUCAAUGUUAGGUACCAUAAUAUCUCUGGUUGUACUCUCGGUCUUGUUUAAACAAGCCAGCAUCCAUUCUCCAGCAGUCAGUGUCUACGAAUCAAAUCACUUUGGAGUAAAUUCCACAUGCCCGAGUUUCUUAAAAGCUCCAAACCCGGCUUCUUGGAGUUGUGAAUCAUGUUUGCAUGCACCUGAGUGUUCUUUCUGCAGUAAUUCUGCCGGCAAAUAUAAUCCGGGGGCAUGCUUAUCUGCGACAACUAUAGUGGAAGGAAUGUGCAAAUCCGAAAGGCGGGCAUGGUACACCCAAGGUUGCCCAAGCAAAUUUGGGUUCUUUGCAGUUUUAGUACUAGGAGCAUACAUCUUAUCCUAUGCACCAGGCAUAGGGACCGUACCUUGGAUUGUUAACUCCGAGAUUUACCCCUUGAGGUACAGAGGCAUAGGAGGAGGAAUUGCUGCAGUUUCUAAUUGGGUGUCAAAUCUGAUUGUCAGCCAGACAUUCUUAACCUUGACCCAGGCUCUCGGCCCUUGGGCCACCUUCCUAUUGUUUGCUGGUUUUGCGCUCAUUGGCCUUACCGCCAUCUUCUUGCUCGUACCCGAAACCAAAGGGUUGCCGUUUGAGGAGGUCGAGAAGUUGCUUGAGAAAGGGUUCAGACCCAAUUUUUUCCGUUGCAAGUCAAAGGAUAGUGAAAUCACACCAGGCCAGACAUUAUAAGUUCAUAAUAUGUUUCAAAGGCAGUGCUUUUAGUUCGGACGUUUACUUUUAUAUUAAUUUAUCAUAGUUUAGUGCUUACUUGGAAAAACUGCCAUCGUUUUUAGUGCAGUUAGUGAGAGUUGCUCAAUCAUGGCUUAACUUUCACUUCAAGUAGAUGAUGUUACUGGUUACCCUAUUAGUAAUGAUGCAAUGGAUAAUGUUCGAUAUUUGGAUGCUUUAUU